GAUUAUUCGUGCAAAGUGUCUACCACGUGAAGGAGAAGGACGCACGUUUUUAUCCUUGAGCAGGCUGAAAAGGUCAACAAUAACGUCGUUUACAUGUUUCUAGUCGGAUUAACCGGAGGGAUAGCCUCGGGAAAGACCACGGUAUCCUCUCAGCUGAGAGAGCUUGGUUGUCCUGUCAUCGACGCAGAUGUUGUAGCCAGGAAAGUGGUGGAGCCAAACACACCAGUGUACAGGCUGAUUGUGCAGCACUUUGGGCGGGAAGUGCUCCUGGAGAAUGGUGAGAUUGACAGGCAGAGGCUGGGCCAAAUCAUCUUCUCCAGCCCAGAGAAACGCAGACUGCUCAACUCCAUCACACACCCUGAGAUCCACAGGGUCAUGCUUAAACAGAUAUUGCUCUACUUCCUCCAAGGUUAUCGGUACGUGAUUUUGGAUGUGCCGUUGCUAUUCGAGACGCGUCAGCUCACCCGUUUCCUAACCCACACAGUGGUCGUCUACUGCGAUCCGGCCACGCAGCUGGCCCGUCUCAUGCAUAGAGACAGCCUUAGCCAACAGGAGGCUGAGCAACGCAUCGCUGCCCAGAUGCCGCUGAAUGAGAAGCGCGGCAUGGCCAGUCACGUGAUUGAGAACUCGGGCUCGCGCGAAGACACUCACCGCCAGGUCCUCCGGCUGCACACCAGGCUUGAGGACUCCAUGGAGUUCCUGUUCGUCCGGGCCUUUGCCGUGGCAGCUGUUGCCGGCCUGGGAGGCCUCUUCCUAUAUGCGGUUCGAUGGCUGGUGCUCUAGCUGCGCGGGUGGAACUAUUUUUUAAUGAGCUCAGAUGUGCCCUCCACGAUGGAGUCAAGGGCUUCCAUGCGAAAUAAUGAUCAGAGGAACAUGAAUACGAAUGUGGUAAACAUUUAAAAUGGGAUUUUCAAGGACUUUAAUUUUUUAAUGUAUGCAUAAGUUUUGUAGACUAUUAAACUUAAACUCCAUUUUAUAUCUCACAACCAGACAACCUCGAGCACAGGUUGUUGAACACAUGUACGUAGACCUCUGCAUGAAAGUGAUGAAAGUAAUUUUCCCAUUCUCGACCAUGAUUAUAUUUUAGGUUUUGUUAGGUGUGCCGACACCUGCCGGUCACUGUAUCAACUGAAUUACUUUUUGGCGUUACGAAUUAAAUCUGUCAGCCUACUUAGCAUUCAUUAGUUAGGGGUUUUAGCUGGCUGUGAUGGCUAGCUGGAAAGCUGCUUUUCCAUGACAUUUCAGAAAGAUGUCCAGGUACUGCUUUACUCUUAACUCCUUCAUCAGGGCCCCAUUUCCUAAAAUCAUUGUAGUGUUAAGAUCGUCUUAAAUGAGAGAGAGAGAGUUCCAUGUAAUACUUGCUACACCAUUUAAAGAGGAUGUUUGCUUCCAGGAUAGAUGGGCAAAUGUAUAUGGUUAUCUGAGUAACUCCCCAAAAAACAUUGCAUGCUGUUUCAAAGCUCAAGGUCCAACCAAUAUUUUGGUCUAUAGACUCACUGUUAGACAUUUAUUCUAAUAAAGAGUAGAGGCAGAAAAGGAGAUGAUCACCAUGACUUAAUGCAGUUCUUGUGUAAUAGGGUUGUCUUUUAACUCCCACGUUUUCUUAGCGGUUGGUGUGUUCCCAUUGGUUUAUGUUCUUCAUUAGUUCCUCUGUGUUGUGUUCUCCUACAGCUCCUACCGGGUUGUGUUUUUCCACACUGAUUUAGAAAAAUCUGCAGUCAGAAGAGGCCAACCUGGUUAGAAAAGAGAAUUAUAAAGGGGUUUCUAAUCUGAAAGACACCAAUUUUAUCCUUGUUUGCUCAAGUGCAGAAUUACCAUUAGGAAUUAUCAUGGAGUUUAAAGACACUUCAUACAGCAACAAUGUCCAUGCUGAUUUGACAGUGAAACUCAGUUGACCACUGGUCCAACAGAGCAUGGCUCAAUGCUGUCAGAGUUCAUUUGAUCUGCUGUGUAUUUGACCAUUUUGCAUUUCAGAAAUGUUGCAUUGUCCCUGAGAGCUGUUUUUACUCAUUCAGUAUGUGGCAUUAAUCAGUGUAGUUGUAUCAUCAUGAACUUUAAUGCGUGUAUAUGUGAUAUAUAUAAAUAUAAGUGCUGUAUAAAUCUUGAAUUUGAAUUUGAAUAUGUAUGGAUGGAUGGAUGUAUUAUAGCUAAUAUUUAUGCUUGAUAGGCUGUUGAGAUGUAUAACAGCUGGCAGCUUCUUUCUCUGUCCAUCUCUCGUUCUCUAAUAAACAGCUCUUACGCUAA
Molecule: messenger RNA, 2244 nt
Organism: Electrophorus electricus (electric eel)
Lineage: Eukaryota; Metazoa; Chordata; Actinopteri; Gymnotiformes; Gymnotidae
Gene: dcakd
Product: dephospho-CoA kinase domain containing
Biological process (GO): coenzyme A biosynthetic process
Molecular function (GO): dephospho-CoA kinase activity; ATP binding
Source: RefSeq, a predicted model, not a curated record